GGAAUUCCGAAAAAAAUGACGUCCAUCAAAGAACUCAAAGCGCCCGAACUUUUAACGAAACAUUUUUUGAACAAUCCCAAAAGCCGCCACUCUGACAAUACUGCAACCUGACGUGAGCACUUUUUGGAUUCAUAAAAGAAUUCAAUUCCUUCAUCCAUUAGCAACCGAAAUGCCAGUGUAACUCUAGGAAAGCGAAAUGUCAAAUGGAGGAAAUGCUGGGAAAAAAUCCUCUUCUUAUUUCCACUUUGGAGCAGGAUUAGGAUCAGGAAUUCUCUCUGCAGUUCUCCUCCAACCCGCCGAUCUUCUCAAGACCCGUGUGCAACAAAGUAACCAUGCCUCUCUCUUCACCACUAUUCGCGAGCUUUCGCAGUCACCAAAUAGCAUCCGGUCUUUUUGGCGGGGAACCGUUCCUUCUGCUUUACGCACGGGAUUCGGUUCCGCAAUCUACUUUACCAGUUUAAAUGCUCUGCGACAGAAUGUCGCAAGAUCGAAUCUCCUCAGGACGAUUGGCGUGGUGGAACAGAAGAGCAUGGUACAUUCAUCUAGUCUACCCAAGUUAUCGAAUCUAGCGAAUUUGACAACGGGGGCCGUGGCGAGAGCUGGAGCCGGCUUUAUUCUCAUGCCUAUGACGAUUAUCAAAGUAAGAUAUGAAUCGAAUUUGUAUGCGUAUAAAUCGAUCGCGGGUGCGGGGCGAGAUAUAUUUCUCACUGAAGGGUUUCGAGGAUUUUUCUCCGGGUUUGGAGCUACGGCGAUUAGGGAUGCUCCGUAUGCGGGACUCUACGUGUUGUUUUAUGAAGAGCUGAAGAAGAGGCUGAGUCACAUUGUACAUUCGUCUCCUCAAGUUGAGGGGUUGGCUGAGAAAGUGGAUUUGGGGUUGAGCAAAAAUAUGAAGGGGAGUACGAGCGCUUCGAUCAAUUUUGGAUCGGGAGUAUUGGCAGCAGGGCUGGCGACGGCGAUUACGAAUCCUUUUGAUGCGAUUAAAACGAGGAUUCAGUUGCAGCCGAAGAAAUAUACAAAUUUGGUUAUGGCGGGGAAGAAGAUGGUGGGAGAGGAGGGUGUGAAGAGUCUUUUUGAUGGGCUGGGGCUGAGAAUGGGGAGAAAGGCUGUUAGUUCUGCUUUGGCUUGGACGAUUUACGAGGAGCUUAUUAGGAGAGCUGAGGCGGUUUUGAAGAGAGAGAAAGAGUUGGUUGUUUGAUGGAGGAGAGAAAAGUGGAGGAGUAUAGACGAAUUCGCUACUCACAUCUUUUGACUUGUAUAUUACUUUUCAGUGCCCUCAUCAAUAUUGGAGCCAUGCUAUUUACAUCACUUCUGACA
Botrytis cinerea B05.10 is the source of this 1314-nucleotide messenger RNA. RefSeq lists its product as hypothetical. The transcript is spliced from 2 exons. Gene Ontology annotation, biological process: glycine import into mitochondrion. Bases 197 to 1195 code for a protein of 332 amino acids. Gene Ontology annotation, molecular function: glycine transmembrane transporter activity. Gene Ontology annotation, cellular component: mitochondrial inner membrane; mitochondrion. The record is from RefSeq and is a predicted model, not a curated record. NCBI's taxonomy places the organism in Eukaryota, Fungi, Ascomycota, Leotiomycetes, Helotiales, Sclerotiniaceae.